Molecule: messenger RNA, 1450 nt
Organism: Galeopterus variegatus (Sunda flying lemur)
Lineage: Eukaryota; Metazoa; Chordata; Mammalia; Dermoptera; Cynocephalidae
Gene: WASF3
Product: WAS protein family, member 3
Exons: 9
Biological process (GO): positive regulation of Arp2/3 complex-mediated actin nucleation; actin cytoskeleton organization
Cellular component (GO): SCAR complex; lamellipodium; cytoskeleton
Molecular function (GO): Arp2/3 complex binding; protein kinase A regulatory subunit binding
Source: RefSeq, a predicted model, not a curated record
UUUUGAUUACUGUUGCUACUGAUAUCUGAGCCAAAGUGAUGAUGCUACCUGAGGGAAAUUUCUGCAACCCAUAAGUCAAUGAUUAUACGAUUGUGAGCCAUGCCUUUAGUGAAGAGGAACAUUGAGCCCCGGCACCUGUGCCGGGGAGCCCUGCCCGAGGGGAUCACCAGUGAACUUGAAUGUGUAACCAAUAGUACUCUUGCCGCUAUCAUUCGCCAGCUAAGCAGUCUCAGCAAACAUGCUGAAGACAUAUUUGGUGAGUUGUUUAAUGAGGCUAACAACUUCUACAUCAGAGCAAAUUCUCUUCAAGACAGAAUUGAUCGCCUCGCUGUCAAAGUUACCCAGCUGGAUUCGACAGUGGAAGAGGUGUCACUACAGGAUAUCAACAUGAAGAAAGCUUUCAAAAGUUCCACAGUUCAAGACCAACAGGUUGUUUCAAAGAACAGCAUUCCUAAUCCUGUUGCUGACAUUUACAACCAGAGUGAUAAACCACCACCUCUGAACAUCCUGACACCAUACAGAGAUGACAAGAAGGAUGGGCUGAAGUUCUAUACAGAUCCUUCUUAUUUCUUUGACCUCUGGAAAGAAAAAAUGCUGCAGGACACAGAAGACAAAAGGAAAGAGAAAAGGCGGCAAAAGGAACAAAAGCGUGUAGAUGGCACCACCCGUGAGGUGAAAAAGGUUAGAAAAGCCAGAAACAGGCGCCAGGAGUGGAAUAUGAUGGCCUAUGACAAAGAGCUUAGACCCGACAACAGGUUGUCUCAGAGCGUGUACCACGGCGCGUCUUCCGAGGGAUCCCUGUCCCCAGACACUAGGUCCCAUGCAUCGGAUGUUACAGAUUACUCUUAUCCGGCUACUCCCAACCACUCUCUGCACCCCCAGCCGGUGACCCCUUCCUAUGCAGCCGCUGAUGCACCACCACAUGGGCCUGCAAGCCAGGCCCCUGAGCAUGAGUACCGGCCCCCCUCUGCCUCAGCCAGGCACAUGGCCCUGAACAGACCUCAGCAGCCACCACCCCCACCUCCCCCCCAGGCCCCAGAGGGGUCCCAGGCCUCUGCACCCAUGGCUCCAGCAGACUAUGGGAUGCUGCCAGCACAGAUCAUCGAAUAUUACAACCCAUCAGGACCACCGCCACCUCCACCACCCCCCAUGAUUCCAUCAGCACAAACUGCUUUUGUGAGCCCCCUCCAGGUCCCCAUGCAGCCCUCCUUCCCCACCUCAGCUGGCUCCACAUACUCAGCUGCCCCACACCCGCCCUCCACCGGGCUACUGGCCACGGCCCCGCCUCCCCCGGGCCCGCCNCCACCCCCCCCAGGCCCCCCAGGCCCCGGCUCUUCUCUGUCAUCCUCCCCGAUGCACGGCCCCCCAGGAGCUGAAGCAAAGCGUCAGGAGCCUGCACAGCCGCCAAUCAGUGAUGCUCGAAGUGAUCUCCUGGCCGCCAUUCGCAUGG